Messenger RNA from Saprolegnia parasitica CBS 223.65, 841 nucleotides. RefSeq lists its product as hypothetical. The transcript is spliced from 2 exons. Lineage: Eukaryota; Oomycota; Saprolegniomycetes; Saprolegniales; Saprolegniaceae. The record is from RefSeq and is a predicted model, not a curated record. The coding region runs from base 26 to 805 and encodes 259 amino acids.
CACACGCAACUUUACGUCUGAGGCCAUGUCGACUGCUGCGCUUGUGCUCUUGGCCGCGGCCGUGGCCAGCGGCGUCUACGUCUUCUUCAGCAACGCGCCCGUCGUCGACAUCGAGGCCUGUCAUGGCAUGUCUCUUGCCUUCCUCAUUCAGGGCGUGCUGCCCACGUGGCUGGGCGGCCGCGACGACAAGCUCGGGACCGUCCAGGCGCUCUGGGCCUGCGCGAGCCAGUACCAAGAGGCGCACGCGAAUUUUGUGCUCGCGAGCUUCGUCGUCGUGUACGUGACGCUGCAGACGUUCGCGAUCCCCGGCCCGAUCAUCCUCAGCAUCCUCUCGGGCGCGCUGUACCCGUUCGGCUUUGCGCAGCUGCUCGUCGCGUUCUGCGCGACGACCGGCGCGUCGCUCUGCUUUCUGCUCUCGCACUUUCUUGGCCGCUCGCUCGUGCAGCGCGCGUUCCCGGCCAUGAUUGCCAACUUCAAGGACAAGAUUGCCUCGAACCGCGGCAACCUCUUGUACUACCUCCUCUUCCUGCGCCUCACGCCGCUUCUGCCCAACUGGUUUGUCAACGUCGCGUCGCCGCUCGUCGACGUCCCGUUCGGGCAUUUCGUGCUCGCGACCUUUCUCGGGCUCAUGCCGGCCAACUUUAUUCACAUCUCGACGGGCGCGACGCUCAACAGCGCCGCCGAGGCUGGUUCGAGCAACGUCGUCAACUUUUGCAUUCUCUUCAGCUUGCAGUUUCUCGCGCUCCUCCCGACGCUCUUCAAGUCCAAGCUCCAAGCGCUCGAUGCCAAGGCCAAGACGCAGUAGGUGGUGUAAUACAGUCAAACAUCAUCUUAUGGCUCA